AUGGCUCCGGACGCUGCGGAAGGCUGGCACCCUCUGAGGGUCCUGCUUAACUACCAACUGGUCUCGGAUAGUUCGGCCGUCCUUCACCUAAAUUCCGUGCUCGACGCUAUCACCGCCGAUGCCUUAGUUCCUUCUCCGCACUCGCAGAAAUGGCUGGCCAGAGUCGCCUCGCUCAUGCACUCCAAAAUCCAAAGCGCGAGGUGGGCAGGUCUCAAUCUCGCACUGCGUACGGCAAUCCUGUCCAAGGCCCUCAUGCUCGAAACUGCCCAAACCUGGAUCGGCGUGGCACAGCCCAUACUCUCCAGGCGUGAAUCUGUACCAGUUAUGAAAGCCAGUAUACGCCUCCUCAGACAUAUCUGUGUAUCGGCCACAGACCUUCCCGAAUUCCACCGUCAAGUCGUGGCGCCAGCAGUGCCCAAACUCAGCGCCGCUCUGAUGCAGGUGAUCGAGCAAUCCUAUAAUGAGGAUAUUCUAAUCCUCGCGUUCGGUACCCUGACGCAUUUGGUGACUAUCCACCCCAACCUCCAUCGCGCUCUAUACGGUUCAUUAUCCGCGCUCUCUCUUCGCGUUCUGGACGGUUCAUUGCCGACAACAUCACAUGAUAUGAUAGCCAGCGCUUCACGCUUGUACGCUGUGCUUCAUCUUACUGGAGGAAAGGUUGGCGGCUCACAACUGUGGGCGAAGGCGGUUGACGAGACCGUGCGCUUUGUUAUGAAUGCAUAUGCAAGUCUCAGGACAACUUUUCCUGUGGAUCCGGACAUCCCACGUCCGCCUCUCGAUAGCUCCGCCGACCCUCUGUUGGUCACAAAGCUCAAUCUGAAUCGGCUGCGGUGGGGCGUGCAGACCCUAUGCGAUCUCCUACGUGCGACCACGCACCGACCUGUACAAGUGCCUAUCGGAUUACUUUCCCGCCUAUCUCUCUUACUCCUGGCGUCCACAGAGCAUGAAAGGAGGAACGGUACGGUGGAUCCAGGGGUGCGUGCACUGGAGGUUGCUGCAGUACCCGCGAUCUGGGUCGUUGGCUGUGAUAUGUUGCAAUGUUUGGCAGAACGUACUGGCCCACGAUUGGCACCUCAUACACCUCGAUUCUUGACGUACAUCAUUUUUCAUCUCGAGCAACCACUUACACCAAUUCAACGGUUGUCGUUCCUACGCACAGUUCACACUCUACUGAGGCACGCACGCCUGCCAAGCAACGCAAGUUUAAGCACCCGCCUCGCCCGAGUCGUGCUUCCCUCGCUUGUCGUCCUUCUUGCGCAACGCGAUGGUGCAGAUGCUGCCAACGUAAGUGGCAAAGCGAACAGUCAAAAGGGAAAGAAGCGAGCUCGAGCGUACGAGGGUGAUGAACUGGUUCGACGAAACGUAAUGACCAUCUGUCCGAGUCAAACAGAUGGUGACGUCGUCCUUGCGGCGUUGGAUGUGAUGCGGGUCAUAAUGCAGGAUUCCCAACUUUCGCCUUCAUUGCAUUCGCUCGGCUCUCGCAUUAUCCUGUCCAUCCAGCUCGCUCUUGCUCAGACAUUGCCGUCGGCCGUUUCUCCCGACGCCACGCUCCACCAGCGACUGGCGAAGAAAGUGUGUCAGACAUGCACAGAAAUCGGCGUCGGGACCUCCGGCACGAUCAGCCAGAGCCUUGGUCUUGUCAUCAACACUAUGAUGGCGGACGUUUAUACGGAUUGGGGCCUUGGUGUCGAACACACGAUAGAUCUCUUGCUUCAUCCCCGCUUGCCACCAUUACUGAGAUCUGCCCCCUACAUCGAACAUCUCGCUCUAUUCCGUGCAGAAGAAGGUGACGAAGAGCGGCAGAUACGCGAAGUGUCAGGUGCCUCAGUCAUCUCGCCAACCCCUACCCCUGAUGCUUCUUUCGAGAGAAGUCCAAUUCCGCCCUCUGCCUUGACUGCCACAAAAUACGCCGUUACAUUCGACGCGAAAUCAUUAGUUUCAACGUCUGGUAGUGAGUACAACAACACACAAGAUGGCAUGGUCGCCUCGACGACUGCGAAGCCUACGCUGCAUACAUCGUCUGACAAUAUUCAACCGCCCACAAGCACCUCCGAAACUUCCACGCCGAUUACUGUGCUUACACCAGAGGUCGAACUAUCAAGUAUAUCCGAUCCUCCGAUGGUUCCAGCGGCCGUGGUUGCUUAUCCAUCGAAUCCGGCGGAAAGGGCUUCAAUUGCGUUCCCCGCUGAAUCAUAUCUGACCGAACAACAGAUGAGCGAGGACGAAGAGGAGGAUCGAGAGAUCCCUGGUAUCAACGUCGAAUCCGAUUCAGAUUGACUGAUUGUAAAUACAUCUGUGUGUGCAUUGGUUCUACUGCAUGCAAACCGUCAGAAUGACAAUACGGUUAUAUCGUCGUCCCCGAC
This is a messenger RNA of Punctularia strigosozonata HHB-11173 SS5, 2363 nucleotides long. RefSeq lists its product as uncharacterized. The transcript is spliced from 11 exons. Lineage: Eukaryota; Fungi; Basidiomycota; Agaricomycetes; Corticiales; Punctulariaceae. The record is from RefSeq and is a predicted model, not a curated record. The coding region runs from base 1 to 2277 and encodes 758 amino acids. Gene Ontology annotation, biological process: rRNA processing. Gene Ontology annotation, cellular component: nucleus.